This is a messenger RNA of Rattus rattus (black rat), 190 nucleotides long. Its product is annotated as embryonic testis differentiation protein-like. NCBI's taxonomy places the organism in Eukaryota, Metazoa, Chordata, Mammalia, Rodentia, Muridae. The record is from RefSeq and is a predicted model, not a curated record. Bases 3 to 185 code for a protein of 60 amino acids. The transcript has a single exon.
ACAUGGAUAAAGAAAAUCCAGAAGCAGUUCAAAGCCCACCAGAACGGAACAUCGAGGUGGUCCCACCUAAAGAGCCAAAAUGCCAGAAGCCCUCCAAUAACAUUCUUAUCUAUUUGAUUGACAGGCAGCUGGGGAGACCCAGAAAUGAUAUGGAUUUGUUUGAGUGGGCUUGGACACUAAAAUAAAGUGU